AUUUUUAUUUCGUAAUCAAAAUUUAAUGUCUUUUUGAUUGAAGGGGCAAACAACUGAAAAAAUAUGUAAAUAUUCACAUAAAAUUCUGGGUUUUAUAGCUUAAUGAAUAUUCAAAAAAAUAUAUAAAUACCUGAUUGUUUAGGAUGGGAACUAUAAAGAUUUUUAGGUAGAUGUUUCACAUUACUCGAUUCUUUGUCGGUGACUGUCUCCUUAAAAAAAAAAUAAUAUUUCUUCAUCUUUAAACUGUAAAAACAAAUAUUAUACAACAGUGAAAGUUAAUAUUUCUCCAAAUUUGCUGUGGCUAUCACAUUGUUACAGUGGUUGGCCAACUUCCGUACCGUUCAUAUACAAAAAUACAUAUUUUUCAAUAUAGGCAAUUAAUUAAAUAAUGUGGUAAACAAUGACAAGAGAAGGAGUAGCAGUACAGUGAAUUCAGUUUUUCCAAUUGACCACUUGAUUUGGUGAAGAUAUUUAAGUGGAUGUGAAUAUAAGGAAUUUUUAACACAACUACUCUACAAUGACAUUCUAUUAUAAGAACCAACUAAUCACACCCCAGCUGGAACCAAAAAAAAAAGAAAAGCAAGACUUUGACGAUCGACUGCCAUUUCCAUACGAAAUCAAAACCAUCGAUCCAGAAUUGAACGAGCAAAUUUUGAAAGACUUUUCAGGAGAACGCACUGGAUUUGUUCAAGUUGGCCCGAAAAAAUGGUUCUUCCCUAGCGGCUACGCAAAAGAAGCUGAAAACUAUUAUAAUUUUGAAUUAAGACCUGAUGACGUUAUAGUAGCCACUUUUCCAAGAUCCGGCACCACCUGGAUUACAGAAAUGGUUUGGCUUUUGUGCAACGAUAUGGAUUAUGAAAAAGCUGCUGAAAUUCCUUUAGUAACAAGAUUCCCUUUUUUAGAGUUUAGUUCAUUUGUACAUCAAGACACCAAAGCCGAUUUCUUAGAAGAAAACCAAACAGAUCCAGAAAAGUACAAAUUGGUAGAAGAAGUUGCUUAUCCUGCUUGGAAAAUUCUGGCCAAAACCAAUGAACGUCGCUUCAUUAAAACUCAUUUGCCUUUCAGCCUAAUGCCUCCUAAUUUGGUAAAAGCAGGAUGCAAAGUAAUUUAUGUUGCCAGAAAUCCAAAAGACGUUGCAGUGUCUUUUUAUCAUUUGAACAGAUCUAUGAGGACUCAAGGAUAUACAGGAGAUUUUGCUAAAUAUUGGUGCUACUUUAAAAAUAAUUUACAACCUUGGACGCCUUAUUGGGACCACAUUAAAGAAGGCUGGAAUAUGAGGCACGAAGAAAACGUUUUGUUUCUUUUUUACGAAAACUUAAACAAGGUAAAUCUGAGACCCAAUGUGGAAAAAAUAGCAAGUUUCCUAGGUAAAUCCUACACAAACGAGCAACUAGACAAACUGGAAAAUCAUUUGAAAAUUGAAAAUUUCCGUAACAAUAAAUCAGUCAAUUUCGAUGUGAUGGAAAGUUUGGGUAUCAUUUUGAAAAGUGAAGAAGGUUUUGUUCGAAAAGGUAAAAAUGGUGGAUGGAAGAAUUAUUUCGAUCAGGAAAUGGACGAAGAAGCUAACCAGUGGAUAGAAGAGAAUUUGAGAGAUACAGAUUUCAGAUUUCCAGUGUAAUUAUGGACAAAUGUAAAAGGAAAGUUUAGAGGAGUUUUUGUUUUUUAAGCAAUCAGCCUCUAAAGUUCAAAAAAUUGAAAAAAAAAAAUGUUAUUUUUAGGAUUUUUGUUACCUUACUUAUUAAAAAGAUUUUUUAUUGUUUAA
Messenger RNA from Ceutorhynchus assimilis (cabbage seed weevil), 1762 nucleotides. Lineage: Eukaryota; Metazoa; Arthropoda; Insecta; Coleoptera; Curculionidae. The record is from the annotation of a GenBank genome assembly.